AUGGUUCCUACUAGCUCACCCUUCCAAAGCUUGAUUCUGGAGGAGCAUGUUCCAACGGUGAAAAUCCCGACGCACAUCACUUAUGAUGGAACUUCGGACCCGAUGGACCACAUUGCCUCUUAUGAGGGGCCCAUGUACCUUAACCCUAAGUUCGAGGCAACCUGGUGCAAGUAUUUCCCAACCACUCUCAAGGGUGUUGCACAAGCAUGGAUCAGUAAGGGAGUGAAGGAAGGAUCAAUAACUGGUUGGAAAGACCUUUCCAACAAAUUUAAGAGUAAGUUUUCUACGGCGAACUGCCGAGAGAAAACGACUGCAGAACUGAUGAGGCUGCAACAAGGGGAGGACGAGAGCCUCUUAGACUAUAUGACUCGCUUCAGCAGCGAGUCGUCCAGAAUAACAAGUCUGGACCAAGGGCCGCUAGCCGUUUUCGCACUACACAAGGCCUUGCAAGCUGGAAAGUUCCUUGACUUCGUGGUCAUGCAUCCACCGCAGACCUUGGAGGAAGCUCUAGAUGCCUCGGAUAAAUACAUCCAAGCCGAAGAAUGGAACAAAACCAAAUCUCAGUCCCAAUCCGGGACUGGGAAGGCGAAAGGACAACAUUUUGAAGGCCAGGACCAGAGGAAAGGGAAGGCGAAAGCCUCACAACAGUCCUCGGCUCCUGAGCCGAAGAAAGAAAAAACCCCAUUCAUGGGGAGAUAUGAAUCGUACACUCCUCUCGCCCUUCCACGUUCUAAAAUCUACAGCAUAACUAAGGACGAGGGGAAGUAUAAAAAGCCGAGGCCACUACCAUCGUGGCAUCAGCAGAAAAACAAGGACCGAUAG
Chenopodium quinoa (quinoa) is the source of this 822-nucleotide messenger RNA. RefSeq lists its product as uncharacterized. The coding region runs from base 1 to 822 and encodes 273 amino acids. The transcript has a single exon. NCBI's taxonomy places the organism in Eukaryota, Viridiplantae, Streptophyta, Magnoliopsida, Caryophyllales, Amaranthaceae. The record is from RefSeq and is a predicted model, not a curated record.